Messenger RNA from Saxophila tyrrhenica, 1026 nucleotides. RefSeq lists its product as uncharacterized. Gene Ontology annotation, molecular function: alpha-L-arabinofuranosidase activity. Bases 1 to 1026 code for a protein of 341 amino acids. Gene Ontology annotation, biological process: arabinan metabolic process; arabinose metabolic process; pectin catabolic process. The transcript has 2 exons. NCBI's taxonomy places the organism in Eukaryota, Fungi, Ascomycota, Dothideomycetes, Mycosphaerellales, Extremaceae. The record is from RefSeq and is a predicted model, not a curated record.
AUGGCCUCUUCGUCCCGUCUUCAGCUGGCCGCCGGCCUCAUCGCCACCGCUUCCCUCGUCGCCGCCGCACCCUGCGAUCUGUACGCCUCAGGAAACACUCCCUGCGUCGCCGCCCACUCCACGACCCGCGCCCUCUACAGCUCCUACGCCGGCCCUCUGUACCAAGUGAAGCGCAACUCGGACGGCAAGACCAAGAACAUCAAGCCCAAGAUCGCCGGCGGCGUCGCGCACUCCGCAGCCCAGGACUCCUUCUGCGCCAGCACCACCUGCGUCAUUACCACCAUCUACGACCAAUCCGGCCGACGCAACGACCUGACUCCCGCACCACCAGGCGGCGCUGCUGCAGGCCCUGGCUCAAAUGGCUUCGACUUGCCUGCAGACGCCACCGCGGCUCCUGUAACGCUCGAUGGCCAGCGUGCCUAUGGCGUGUACAUCAGCCCCGGCAUGGGCUACCGCAACGACGACACCUCCGGCAUCGCCACAGCCGACGAGCCGCAAGGCAUCUACGCCGUGCUAGACGGCACGCACUACAACGACGGCUGCUGCUUCGACUAUGGCAACGCCGAGACCUCCAACGACGACACAGGCAACGGGCACAUGGAAGCCAUCUACUUCGGCAACAACAGCUUUUGGGGCGCGGGUGCCGGGAACGGACCGUGGAUCAUGGCUGAUCUUGAGAACGGCUUGUUCUCCGGUAUGAACCCCGAGGAGAAUCCGAACGACCCGUCCAUUACCGCCCGCUUCGUGACGGCGGUCGUGAAGGGCAAGCCGAACCACUGGGCCAUUCGUGGUGGUGAUGCGACGAGUGGAGGGUUGGGGACGUAUUACAACGGUGCGCGGCCGAGUGUGGAGGGGUACAACCCCAUGAGCAAGGAGGGAGCGAUCAUCCUGGGCAUUGGCGGUGACAACAGCAUCAGUGGACAAGGCACCUUCUACGAGGGCGUCAUGACCUCUGGAUACCCGUCGAACAAGGUGGAGAACCAGGUGCAGGCGAAUAUUGUUGAUGCGCGGUAUGCUACUGCUUAG